AACGACGAGGAUGUUGGACGAUUUGGAGAUGCGCCAACUAGACUCGGAAAAGUUUCCUUUACAGUCUUAUCACAAUCGUCCAUGUUAGAUACGGGUUGAACGAUCAAUAUCAUACAACUCCGUGUCUGAUGAAUAUCUUUUACUACCUGCUAUAGCAUUAGCGGCUGGAUGCUAGCACAUGAUGGAAGACGAGUUCGAGGAAGAGCUGCAAGACCCUUCGAAAAUCCCCAUAUGGCUUGAUUGCGAUCCAGGUCAUGAUGAUGCUUGUGCCAUUCUCCUAGCGGCAUAUCAUCCUGCUUUUUGCCUACUAGGCAUCUCCACUGUGCAUGGUAAUGCUUCCUUAGACAAAUGCACAUAUAAUGCCCUCAGCGUCCUCGAAGGAAUUGGAAAAUCCCAGGUUCCAGUCUUCCCAGGCUCGUCACGGCCAUUCUGCCGGAUGGUACAUACAGCGUCUGAUAUCCACGGAGCCAGCGGACUGGCUGGAACAUCUCUCUUGCCUCAACCAACCCGCUCCGCUCUGGCGCACUGCAACGCCAUCCUGGAGAUGCGCGAUGCUCUUCUCGCACAGCCAAAAGGCAAAGCCUAUUUGGUUGCCACAGGUCCGUUGACCAACGUUGCUCUUCUUUUCGCCCUGUGUCCAGAUCUCGCCAGCCACAUCGCUGGGCUGUCCAUCAUGGGUGGUGCCGUGGGCUCUGGUUUUACCCAUGUGUCUAUGGGACCAAGCUACCUGGACCCGAAUGGUGUCUCGCACGACCGCAUUGGCAAUUGGACUCCAUUUGCAGAAUUCAACAUUUGGGCCGAUGCCGAAUCUGCUCGAGCUGUACUGAGCAAUCCUCUCCUAAGCCCCAAAACAACGCUCAUCCCUCUGGACCUCACGCAUCAAGCUUAUGCCACGCCGCAGAUUCAGAACAUGUUGCUCAACCAUAGACGUCCAACACGGCUGCGCACAAUGUUCAAUGAGCUGCUGAUGUUCUUCGCCCACACAUAUGCGGAGGUCUUUGGGCUAAAUGAGGGUCCACCACUGCAUGACCCGCUUGCCGUUGCUGUCUUGCUGGACAACCAUUUCGAGUCUAACGUUGCCAUUGCAUUCAACGAUAAGGGGGGUGAGAGAUGGAAUGUGGACGUCAUCCUUGAAGGCGAACAGAUAGGUCGCACAGUUGCCACCAAGUCGGAGACCGGAGAAGGAAUACGGAUACCAAGAGCCUUGGACCUGGAAAGAUUUUGGCACACGCUAGAAUCCUGCAUGGCCGCAGCAGACGAGGCCACAGGUUUUGAAAAUUGAACGAGGU
Molecule: messenger RNA, 1289 nt
Organism: Exophiala viscosa
Lineage: Eukaryota; Fungi; Ascomycota; Eurotiomycetes; Chaetothyriales; Herpotrichiellaceae
Product: DNA glycosylase
Exons: 3
Coding region: 179-1282 (367 amino acids)
Biological process (GO): purine nucleoside catabolic process
Cellular component (GO): cytosol
Molecular function (GO): purine nucleosidase activity
Source: RefSeq, a predicted model, not a curated record